Messenger RNA from Cydia pomonella (codling moth), 4842 nucleotides. It is a transcript of the gene Oga, whose product is annotated as protein O-GlcNAcase. Gene Ontology annotation, molecular function: beta-N-acetylglucosaminidase activity. Lineage: Eukaryota; Metazoa; Arthropoda; Insecta; Lepidoptera; Tortricidae. Gene Ontology annotation, biological process: glycoprotein metabolic process. The record is from RefSeq and is a predicted model, not a curated record. The coding region runs from base 556 to 3723 and encodes 1055 amino acids. The transcript is spliced from 21 exons.
CAAUAUAUAAAACGUAUUUAAAUUAAUGAUUCGUGUGAAGUUUAUUGCAACGAAAUGAAGUGUUAGGUUCUUUAUACUGCCACAUUCAAUGACAAAUAAAUGAAAUAAAAAAUAAAAAAGUUUAAUUGCAGCAGGACAUCUAUAUGAAUAAAAAAUAAAAUAGCGAAAUAAGAAAUAAUUAAGAAAUUAAUGUUUAAUCUUGUAUUUUCUUUUUUACAACCGUUCUCUCUUAACAAUUACCUCGCAUUUUACAGCUGUUUCUCAGUAACCGGUUAUUGCACAUUAAAACACUUAUUAGAUUUUGACACAUCAUAUUUCUCCAUUCUCUCUCCGUUUCUAUUAUUUCCAUUUAUGGGACAAAGUAGUUCGAUGAUUUACGCCUGAAACGGGUCAACCGAGGCUCCAAGAUCGAGAGGAUCCAUUACACAGUUACUGCUAAUGCUAUCUGUUUGUUCUGAGUCACAAUAAGGCGUAGUUCUCCACCGACGCUCGUGUCCAACUUUCCACCAUAACGAUCAUUAUUUUGAGAGUUUAAUCGCCGAUUUUACCGUAAAAAUGACUGAAAGUUCGCCAGACGAAGCAAAUGCUAGCCGGAAAGACUUCAUAUGUGGAGUUGUUGAAGGCUUUUACGGUCGCCCGUGGACCACGGAGCAGCGAAAAGAUCUUUUUCAAAAGCAAAAAAAAUGGGGCUUGGACAUGUAUGUGUACGCUCCAAAGGACGAUUACAAGCACCGAGCCUAUUGGCGGGAGCUGUACACCGUGGAGGAGGCGGAGCACCUCACGUCUCUGAUCUCUGCGGCCAGGGCUCAGGGCAUUACAUUCUGUUAUGCUCUGUCUCCGGGCUUGGAUAUCACAUAUAGCAGCCAAAAGGAAAUUACCACUUUGAAACGGAAACUUGAACAGGUGUCCCAGUUUGGCUGCACAUGCUUUGCUCUCUUGUUUGAUGACAUUGAGCCAGAGAUGAGCGAGGCCGACAAGCAGAUCUUCCAGAGUUUUGCUCAUGCACAGGUUUCUGUAACAAAUGAGAUCCACCAACACCUCGGCUGCCCUCGCUUCCUCCUCUGCCCAACACAGUACUGCUCAACCCGGGCUGUACCAACUGUCAACAGCUCCGAGUACCUCAACACGCUAGGAACCAAGCUGUCUCAACAGAUCGACAUCAUGUGGACAGGACCUAAAGUGAUUUCCAAGACGCUGACCACGGAGUGUAUAGAAGAGAUAACCGCCGUACUACGAAGACCGCCAGUAAUCUGGGAUAACCUGCACGCGAACGAUUACGAUCAGAAGAGGAUAUUCUUAGGUCCGUACUGCGGCCGGUCGCCGGAGCUGAUCCCGCUGCUGCGCGGCGUGCUGACGAACCCCAACUGCGAAUACAACGCGAACAUGAUCGCCAUACGCACUCUCGCGCACUGGGCGAGCUGCAGCCUUGAUGCACCAACACACAUGGAAGCGGUAUCAUGGGACAUAAAACUAGAGUCCGAGAGCGAACAAGGCGUGUGUGAAGAUGAGGCCCCCGUGACCCUGGGCAAGCAUGUCUACCACCCGCGGCAGGCGCUCAGGCAAGCAAUAAUCGAGUGGCUUCCAGAAUUCUCCAUACCCAAAACGGCGCAGGGGCCUGUGAUCAAGCCGCAGCCUCCAGUCACAGUUUUCAUCACAGUCCCGCCGGUGCCCAUCAUCCCGAUCCUGCCCAUGGUGAACACAUGCAUGUCGCUGCUGACGGCCACCACCAACACCACGACCACUGCGGCCGCGGCCAUCCCUACAGUGUCCACGUCGCAGCUGCAGGCGCUGGCCGACUGCCCGGCCGCCCGCCUCAAGCACCAGACGGUAUCGCCCGUAGAAACCUUCAGUGCAGUGACGAACCCCGUCAUGAACUCUCUAGUGUCCCCCACAAAAGUUAUCCUCAACGAAUCUAUACAGAACCCCAUCAUACCCAUCGCAAGCUCUAACAUCUCCCUACCUAGCGAAAUACCUGUAUCUACCCUCCCCGUACCACUCCUCGGUAUAAAAUCACUCGAAGAAAGUGUAGACAAAAGCGAAGAUCAAAGUAUGAUAGACAGUGACAGACAGGAUAAAAACGACAGUGUAGUGAAUGACAGUGUUCUAGAAAGUGCUAGUUUCAUAGAAGAGAUGAAGAAGGAUAAAGAAGAGGACCAGGACACGAUUAUAGUUGAUGACGAGAAGGUUGAAGAGCAACAGCAGAAUGGAGACAUGAGUUUAGGAGACACACCUCAAACGCUAAGCCCGAACCGGCCGUCGCUGCCCGAAGGAGAACCGCUCGAUGUGGACCCACCAUCUGCUGCUAACACUGAUACAGACGUAGUUAUGAACGACCAGCUUAGCGAAAAUGGUUCCAUGCAAGUGGAGCCUAGCAACAGUCCUCUGAGCACGGAUAUGAUGGUAGAAUCCGUGGACCCUGUCGAAACUACAGAUGAACCAGUCGAAGAAUCAUCGAUAGACACAAACGCGCUAACGGAGGACGACUUAGUGCUGCUAUGCGAUCUGUUUUAUCUACCGUUCGAGCACGGCUCGCGCGGGCUACGGCUGUUACAUGAUUUCCAUUGGUUAACGGGGCAUGCGGCCGGAACGUUGCCGAGGGGGAACAAACCUGAGACAAGCGAGUGGCGCCGCCGACGGAGCCGCUUCGCGUGGUGGACGGCCCGCGCCAGACGCCUGCUACGGCGACUAGAGGCUUGCGCCAACCGGGAGCUCCACGCCGAGCUGCAGCCCUACGUGUGGGAGCUGUGCGCCGUGCUAGCGCUGCUGGACGGCCUGGUGCGGUGGCUAGAACUUGGCAAAUUCCCGCAGAACAUUGCAACCAAUACACAAGGCAGCUAUACAUGGUUCUCAAAAGGUUGGCGGGAAGCGUUCGAGAGCGGAGCUCAGGAACCUUGGGUGUUCCGCGGCGGCCUCACCGCCGACUUGCGGCGGCUGCUCCCGGUGGAGUGCAGCGGCGACCAGCUGCGGCCGCAGGCCGUGCCGCGCGAGCCGCCGCUCGUCGUGCGGCCCUACUCCGCCGCCGAUGAAAACGCCGUGUGCGAGAUAUGCCACAAAACGUGCAGAGACGGCUCGGAUUGCAGCGACCUUUUCCCGAGCGACCUGCAGACGUUACCGGCUGACAGGCUAGUGCAACCAUUCCUAACAUUUGCGCCUUCUCUGUGUAUGGUGAUAGAAGAGGACGAAAUGUUCCUGAGGGAAGGAGAAGAAAACGUUAACGGGUACAAACCAGGAAUUGUCGGUUACGCAUGCGCCGCGCUGAACAGCAAAGAGUUUUACAAAAAGCAAGAGGUGGCCUGGAUACCGGAGAUGUGCAAGAAAUACCCCGAGCAGUUAACCGAGAGGGAAGACCUGAGUCAGGCGGCUAAGGACUGCAUCCACCACUUCCACCAGUUCAGCGCCCUGGAGCGCGCGCCGGCGGGCGUGCUGCGCGCGCACCCGGCGCUGCUGACGUGCUGCGUGCGCGCCGACUGCCGCGACCCGCACGCGCCGGCGCGCCUGCUCACGUGCCUCCUGGCCGCGCUGAGGGCCCACGGUACUGCUCCACUCCCACCAGGUCACUCUAGAGCCAGCGCCGGCGGGCGUGCUGCGCGCGCACCCGGCGCUGCUGACGUGCUGCGUGCGCGCCGACUGCCGCGACCCGCACGCGCCGGCGCGCCUGCUCACGUGCCUCCUGGCCGCGCUGAGGGCCCACGGUACUGCUCCACUCCCACCAGGUCACUCUAGAGCCAGCGCCGGCGGGCGUGCUGCGCGCGCACCCGGCGCUGCUGACGUGCUGCGUGCGCGCCGACUGCCGCGACCCGCACGCGCCGGCGCGCCUGCUCACGUGCCUCCUGGCCGCGCUGAGGGCCCACGGUACUGCUCCACUCCCACCAGGUCACUCUAGAGCCAGCGCCGGCGGGCGUGCUGCGCGCGCACCCGGCGCUGCUGACGUGCUGCGUGCGCGCCGACUGCCGCGACCCGCACGCGCCGGCGCGCCUGCUCACGUGCCUCCUGGCCGCGCUGAGGGCCCACGGUACUGCUCCACUCCCACCAGGUCACUCUAGAGCCAGCGCCGGCGGGCGUGCUGCGCGCGCACCCGGCGCUGCUGACGUGCUGCGUGCGCGCCGACUGCCGCGACCCGCACGCGCCGGCGCGCCUGCUCACGUGCCUCCUGGCCGCGCUGAGGGCCCACGGUACUGCUCCACUCCCACCAGGUCACUCUAGAGCCAGCGCCGGCGGGCGUGCUGCGCGCGCACCCGGCGCUGCUGACGUGCUGCGUGCGCGCCGACUGCCGCGACCCGCACGCGCCGGCGCGCCUGCUCACGUGCCUCCUGGCCGCGCUGAGGGCCCACGGUACUGCUCCACUCCCACCAGGUCACUCUAGAGCCAGCGCCGGCGGGCGUGCUGCGCGCGCACCCGGCGCUGCUGACGUGCUGCGUGCGCGCCGACUGCCGCGACCCGCACGCGCCGGCGCGCCUGCUCACGUGCCUCCUGGCCGCGCUGAGGGCCCACGGUACUGCUCCACUCCCACCAGGUCACUCUAGAGCCAGCGCCGGCGGGCGUGCUGCGCGCGCACCCGGCGCUGCUGACGUGCUGCGUGCGCGCCGACUGCCGCGACCCGCACGCGCCGGCGCGCCUGCUCACGUGCCUCCUGGCCGCGCUGAGGGCCCACGGUACUGCUCCACUCCCACCAGGUCACUCUAGAGCCAGCGCCGGCGGGCGUGCUGCGCGCGCACCCGGCGCUGCUGACGUGCUGCGUGCGCGCCGACUGCCGCGACCCGCACGCGCCGGCGCGCCUGCUCACGUGCCUCCUGGCCGCGCUGAGGGCCCACGGUACUGCUCCACUCCCACCAGGUCACUCUA